CGUAAUUUUAAAGGUGAUAAAGAUCCGUGUUGGACCGGACACCACGGUCUUUAAAACGAAGGGGAAACCCACGAAAGGGCAUGCAACAUUCGCGGAAACCCUCGAGGCGGGAUCAUCUAUUUCGUUCCUCGCUUCGUCGUUGCGGCGGCCGGUUUUUCUCUCCUUCUCUGGGUGGAGUGUCAUCGAGUCAGUGUUUAUUUCGGAAAGUUGGGAGUCUUUGAGAUUGGGGCGUGGAAGGUGGGCGCCUGAUGUCUCAUCCGCGGUCCUGGAUCUGGGAUUGUUGACGUUGUGAAGUCAUAUCCUGCAGAUGGUGUUGGUGGUGAUUUUCACUGACCAAUCGAAGACCGAUAUUUGCGGAGUGUUUGUAGACACAUGGUGAUAGUUUUGCCGAUUGGUUUGACUGAUUUAUCCUUGAAAUCUGGCUGCUUGACAAAAUCAAGAGAUCAGCUUGUGGCGUUUUGUCGACUAGAAGGAAGAAAAAGGAGGGGCCUUUGUGGUGGCUGCGGCUGCUCUUUAUCUGAAUGGAAAAUUCUUUUUUUCUAAGUGGCCAACAGAAGGAAGCUUUGUUUUUUGAUCCGUGAUAAUUGUGUUGUUGAUCGAUUACGAAGCUGGAAAUAUGACUAAAGAUUGUGGUUUUGGGUUAAGAAAAGGCAUCACUCGUUAAUCCUCUCUGGUAGUACUGCAUCUGUCUAAGGUGGAGGAGUUGUUGGGCGAAAAGCUUCACGGAGCUCUGCUAUAUGGUCUGAACGUUUAAGUAACGAAAUAGAUUUGGGGAAAUUUUUAAUUACGAUAAAUAAUUUGGUUUUAUAACCUUAAAGGCGCCCUGGUACAUCUCAGUUUUUUUGUGCUUCUGAUACUACUUUGUUAAUGACUUGUGUUGUCAUUUAGUGUGUCUCCAUGUUCUCGGCUUUGUUGGAGUUAUAUAACGGCGUUCUCUCUGAGAUCUUUGGUGGCAAAGGCACAAUUAUUUUAGUAAAUGCAACAGAAAAUCUUGGACACCUUAAUUACAUUAUUGGUCAAUACAGGACCUUGAUCUUUUGUUUUCUACUGGUUGUUUAUCAUUUCUGAGAUUGCAGGUAUUUAGAAGUUUCAGUUAAGAACUAUGCAGGAAAUUUGAGAAUUUAUAGUUGGAUUUAUGUUUUAUAGCCCAUGGUUACUAAAUUGUUCAUCAGAUUAAGCAAAUGUCAGCUUUUGCGUGCUAUUUUGACAACACAACAACAACUCAUGCCCUUGUUAGAUGUGAGUGUAGACAGACAACACGGGGAACCAUUGAUUGGUCCAGUUCAUAUUCUAGAGAAUUGGAAACAUUUCCUUCUUUACUUUUGGAAGGUUUGCAUGAGAAAACAUACGGUAUACUGUCCCUUUGUUAGAUGCGAGUGCAGACAGACAACACAGGGAACCAUUGAUUGGUUCAGUUCAUAUUCUAGAGAAUUGGAAACAUUUCCUUGUUUACUUUUGGAAGGUUUGCAUGAAAAAACAUACAUUAUACUGUCAGCUUUGUGUGGAUGAUGAAGUAACUGGUACAUUUACAGGUUACUCGGUGUGAAAGCAUGUAAAAUUUUGUGUUGUAAAUGCAUAUUUCAUCUUGUGCAGUUAAAUGGUUUAAGAGAAUAAAAACAGGGCUGCUGAAUGGCAAGGAUUAUGGAGAUAAGAAAACAUCACAUGCCAUCUUCAGUUGAGUGGCCUUGAUACUAGCGGGCAUCUUUUCUCAGAAAUGUAAUUGGGGAAUUCAAGUCAUGAUAACUCUUUGAUAAAUCUAUGUUGAUACUCGAACUCAUUUAAACUUUCAAGUCAAAUAAAUCUCCGUAACACAUAUGAACUGUCAAAUUGAAUUUGGCCUUAUCUUCUAGCUGAUUAUUGGUGGUUAACGCAAAAGAAAAAUAAGGUUAAUUAUAUCCUUUGGCUAUCUCAUAUUUACUUGUUCUGUUGAUUGCAUGGUCCUUGAAUCAAGAGAAUUGAUCUAGACUUCCCAGGUCAGGGCUAUGGAAGUUUUUUGCCAGAUUUCACCUUUCUUAGAAAUUUUAAUACUUAAAUUAGGUUGUUGCUGCUUCAUAAUUUUUUUAAUUGUUUUAUUCUUUCCUUACAACCAUUUUGCUAUUAUGUCAGGCAGUGAAUCUCAGGUGCUUCAUUUCCUUUUUCCACUGCAUCAAAGAGAACUGUAGGAUAUUCUGUCCAGGAAAAAUUUGAAGAUAUGCCAGAAUCAGACAAUAAUAAGUUUGGACAUGAUCUUACAUCUCGCAAUUCUAGCAACUCUAUGUCAGGUGUGCCUAUCAAGAAAAGGCUAUUUCGUUUGACUCAACAUUCAUCUCCUAUUCCUCAAGAACCAGAUGUACCUGGACAAGAUUGUGGGCCCAUGUGCCUUGAACCAGAAUCUACUACUACAGAUAAUUUAACUCAUCCAACUUUUACCAUACUGCCUGAGCCACCUGCAUAUAAGGAGGAUAUUGAAAUGAAAUCUUCAAGUGUUAAAUAUGCAUACCUACCAAAUUCUCUAUGGCAAUUGACAUCAUCUUUAGAUGCAAAAAAUAAUACACACAACUUGGUUAAUCAAGUGAGAGCCGAAACAUGUUCGUCAGAUCUUCCCCUGGCUCCUCUGAAAACAUUUAGUGAAACAAAUGCAAAGGUUUGUGCUGCUAACAGUGUGACCAGGUUAAAUUUGGAUUUGAAUAUUCCGGUCAAUGUGUGGGAUGCUGCUGUGAAUGGAUCUGUUAUUGAAUGUAAUAUGCACAAAGUGUUGAAUGACAGUGAUAAGUGUCAAGAAAAGCUUGAGGCAUGCACUAAACAGACAAUUCCUCUGAGAAUUAAUGGGUCUGAUGUAACGCCGGCAAAGUCUGUUUCUGGGAGAGGUCAUUACGAUCAGAGGUUAUCCAAUUUAGGGAUGCCUGCUGAAAAGCAUAAGAGUGCAGAUCUUGGAUUAGAUUUGCAGCUUAAACCCCCGGGCAGACCAGAAUUAUGCAUUAAUUGGAGUGCUGUUGCUCCUGAUCUAAGCUUGUCUUUGAGAGGAAAUGUAUCAAAUUCAUCUAAGAAUAUAAAGCCAGAACCAUAUACAGGCAAAUAUUGUCAUCUGGGUAAACCAAAUAUUGUAGGUUUAGGACAUGUAAAACCUGAACCAAGUAACCAAAAUUAUCAGGAUGAAACUGCCAAAAAGACUUUUGCCAGUGACCAGAAACAAGAAGCCAGGAGUUUAGUAAAAAUGGAGCCACCUAAAGAUCAAUCUAGAGAGUUCUACAAUAGACCUGCUGUUGGAAUGCUCAACACAGAGUCGGACAACAAUAAACCAACACAGCAUAUGGAAGUCUCAGGUACAGUUGAAGCCAUAGAUUUAAAUUCUGUCAUUGUUCCUGUUGAAAAGGUUUGUGAAGUUGAUGGCUCGGUGAUGAUUGUUAAUACAAACAUAAACACAGAUCAAAGAACUUGUGUGGCCUCAGCUUCUGUUGUAAAUUCAUCUUAUGUUGAAUCUUGUAAAGUUGAGGAGACACUUAAUAGCACUUGUAAUCUUGAACACGAGGAAGGAAGUGCUACAAAGGGAGCAGAUCUAAAUGCAGAUUCUGUCGUUUUGGGUGUUAAGGAGAACCUGGUGGGCUAUGUAAAUUCUGAAGAUUUUUGCAUGCCUUCUGAUCCAUAUCAUGAAUCUGCCGGACCUGUGGCAUUGGAUGGUAUGUCUGAAGGUAGUGCAGAAUUGGAUUGCUCAGAUGGUGAGUAUUACAUAUCAUCAAAAUCGGUUGCAGAAGGUAAACUUCAUUUGGAUUCCGCAGGAGAGACUUUAGUAGGUGAGAAAAAGCAGGAAAGCAUGGGUGUAUCUUCUGAGAUUCAAGAAAAUUCUGCCGACAGUCAAUCCCCAUAUGAUAGUCCUCAUUUUCAUAGAGAUGAAGUUCUUACACAUGGAGCUGACACUGGUGAUUUUAAAAACAGGAAUAUUCUCCUUCAUGGGGCAAUUGAGUCUUCCUGCGAUGAAGGAGAGAAAGCAGAUAAAGACAGGGAUCUUGUCCCUUAUGGCGCGAUCGAGUCUUCCAGUGUGGAACGAGAGAAAGCAGAUAGUAAGAUUGCUGCCAGCUCAACUGCCCCAGAGGAUGUUACUUUCAAGAUGCCAUCGACUUUGGUGGUCAGUAAUGAAACACAGUUACAAGUUUCGGAUGCAAGGACUAGUCGUAGUGAUGAAACUUCUGAUGGCAAUUUGUGCAAUGAUAAAAAUGAUACAGGCUCUAGUUUAACAACUGAUUUGCUCGAGUCAUCAGGUGGGAGGGUGCCAACAGUUUCAAGUGGGACAAGACCUACAAAACCAUCGGAAAAAGCAAAUAGGAAGGUAAAAGGCUCACUCAUAAAGUCAAGGUCUGCUGGAUCAUCCAGCUCAGAAGUUGUGAAAACUAGCAAGGACGAUAUAAGUAGCCAACAGGUUAAAGCUAAAGAGGCUGAUGUACCUGUUAGUAAUCCGUUGUCAUCAGAGCUGGAGUUAGAUACCAAUGGUCUUGCUGAUCAGCAUGUUGAUAAUAUGGGUAAAUCUAAUCAGAUUAGGAAGGUAAGUUCAUUAGUUACCAACAAGUCAUCCUUUGAAAAGAUGAAAUUGAGUUCCUCUAGGCUAGUUAUUUCACAAACUGACAGGGUACGGUUGAUCGAUAAAUCACACAGAUGGGAGAGGUCACACUCCCAAGGUUGCAGGGGUGAGAGGUGCAAUCAUAGGUUUCUGAAAUACAGAAGCAAUGAUCAAGAUCAACCGACUCGAAAACGUAGUUAUGGUUUGGUGAACACCAGAAGGGAUGGCAACCAAAUGAGUGUUUAUGGUCGAGAUUCUGGCCCUCGAUAUGCACCAAAAGUUAACGAUUCAAAAGGUUACAGAUUUUUUAGGCCUUGUAGCAACCAAGAGGGUCCCUUGAGAAUUGUGGCGGAUGCUUCUGUUGGAAGUACUGGUAAGAGCUUCAGAAGAUUCAUGGAUGAUGAGCAACCACAUAGGACUCGUUUUCCAUAUAGGAGGCAUUCUCCUGGGGCCUGUGAUAGAGGUGUUCAAAUUUCUGGCCGCCCCUCAAGGGAAGUCAGUCCCAGCAGGUCCGCUGGGAGACAUGUUCCAGACAUUCCCAUCAGUUGCUUGCCAAAUGAAAUGAUAGACCCCUUUUUAUAUGCAGACCCAUGUGUGAAAUAUGAGCAAGCUGAGAAUCAUUCCAUGUGGAGAGAAAGAAGCCUUUCACCUACUCAGAGGAGGGGUACUCCCAUACAUUUUCCCCGAAUGCGCUCUCCUUAUCAGUUUUCUCCACCUCGAAGAUCACCUGACAUGGGUUACGGGGGACAUCCGGAAUUGAUGCAACACAGGUCGCCACCAGUUGUCAAAAUUGACCAGAUGCGAUCACCUCCACGACGCCUUUGUUUACCAGAAUAUGCGAUGGUCAGAAAUGAUUUGCCUCACUCUUGCCUGCCUAAUGACAUGAGAGAAAUGCAAGAACUGGAUUUGCCAAGGCCUGGUAGGGGCUCUCAAAGGAACAUCAGGAGGUUUGAUUUGAGUGAUCAACAAGAAGUUACAGAGGAUUACUUUGGAUCUUUGCACUUUGCCCAGCCUCUUCCACUUGCACAUGCAGAAGAUGAGCUUCUGGCUAGAAGGAAGUUUGAUGACAAUUGUUCUUAUCAACGGUCUUAUGAAGAUCACCACCCCGUAGGUGGUGAUAGCGAGGAGCCUUUUCUCUAUCCUGGUGACUGUAGUCCUGCUAGAUGUAGUCCUGGUAGAGCUGUGAGGUUUUACCCCAAAAGAGAAGGCUUCUCCAAUAGAGUCAGCCUAAGGAGCCCUGUGAUGCGAAUGAAAAAUCAACUGGGAAGCACCACAAACAGAUCAAGAAGUAUGGCUGAACAAGAAGAUUAUAGAAACCGAAGCCGACCAGCAUGGCGUGACGAUAGUUUUAACGACAUUCGGCUAAAGAGGAGAAGAGUCUAACAGUGAGAUGUGUCAUUUUCGGUGACUAGGCUGCCUGCUGGUCAUUUAAUAACAAAUCCUGCUGUACAGUUCUGGAACCACACUGACUUGUAUAGUUCUUGCUGACAAGAUUAACUUGGACUUGAAGAAGCACAAAAGGCGGGCCUUGACAAAUCUUCCUUGUAUAGUUCUACCACAUGGACUAAAAGGUUAUGUCAGACGUUGAGAUUGAGAGCUAGCGGUCUGUGGCAGCCAUCUGUUCUGGCUCAAGCAACACUACCACUCUUCUUGCUAUAUUCGAUAGGUUGCCAUUUUUAUCUAAUUUAUCACAGAGCUGAUUCACACAUACAUCCCGACAUCUGCUAUGGUGAUUGAGCAAUGCCCUGCUUUGUCGAUGACGUCUUGAAUCUGGAGGAUGAGAACAAUGCAGGUAUCUUGUAUACUGCACAUUGCAUAAAUGAACCUGACCAUGGCAGUUUCCUUCCACAUCUGCUGCUGUUUUUUGAUUGCUUGCUCAUCACCUUGGCCGGUGGGUUUACGACUGGAAGAAAAGGAAAUCGAAUUCCUUGGUAGUUGAAUGGAUUGUUGGUUGGCAUUGUCUGCCUGGAAUUAUAAGCAAUUUCUUCAUGCAGUGAUGGGUCGGAGGAUAUAAAAUGGAAAGUAGUAAUCAUCCAAACAAGUUGAGCUUGGUUGGUCUCCUAAUAAACUUGAAUUGAGCAAAUGAAUAGACUGACAUGCCUUUAAAUUACGAAUUACGUUGUUAGACUGGCAGUAACAGCCCUUCAAGGCGCGCCGAACACAUUGCACUCUCCUGCAACUUUCUUUGCUGUGUAUUAUGCUUGAUGAGAAAGGACAGCAGCAGAAAUGAUAGUAACGAUGUGGUGGCGUAUACUCUAAUCGUGGAAGCUCUUCUACGGCAGAACGACGAAGCAGCAGUGUCACCACUGGUCGAGCAUGAUGACUUGCGAACAGUUAUUUAUCGAUCAUUUUCCCUCAUUAAAUAUACAUGAAAAAGGAGAAAUAAAGGAAGCUUCAUCCAACUUAUCGAGAAAGAAAUAACACAAAGAAAGACGAUUCGUUGCUGACAGUGGCUGGCAAAUUCUCCCCCUUCUUACUCCUUCCGUACCGUGUGGAAGUGCUCUGGCGAGAGGUGGAGCAGCUCAUGCACUAAUAACAAUAAGUGGCUUGCAGCCGUUUGCAUCUCCCAAAUCCAAUGUCUCAGUUUUCUCCGACAGAUGACUGUAGCAAAGCCAACAGAGUGAGGUGUCGAUGAGCCAGCAAUUGGAAGUCCGUGGCAUGCUUGCCAUGGUGCUUACUCUAGUGAUGAGUACACGAAUUCGUGGCAUGUGAAUCUUUCCACCCUUAAUUCCCCCAGAGGAAUACACAGACUGUGUCACAGUCACACGUAAGAAACACACUGAGAAAGGCAAACGUUCACGUGAUGAAUGAUGCUUCCUCCUUAUCUACCUCUCGUUGGUUCUUGUUUGGUUCUCCAUCGUAAGGAGCCUUCCACUCCAGAGGAGGAGAGGAGGGAGCCAUGAGCUUCGGGAGCAAGUCUUCUGUGAGCUGCGCUGACGCUCGUUGGCCGGUUAGACCAAGCUACAAGUGGCCGGAGUCCGACGCCGAGUUCGUGAAGUCGAUGGCAGGAAGAAGGGGUGAAAGAGGCAGCCAUCGCGAUGGGAGGAAGAAGUGGAGUCCGAGUCCGAUGGUGGUGGAUAGCUAUUCCUGCCGGCAGAUGUACCUGAGGAGCUACACCUUCUCCAAGGAGGAGACUGUCACGGAGAAGGCACGGCAGUGCCUCGGGAAAGUCAAGGGGCGAGCUGCUCUUCUGUUCCCUUUUCUCCAGCAGAAUUCUGAGAGCGGCAAUGAAAUGCACGGACGUAACAGCAGGAGGAAGAAGAAGAAGAAGAAGAAGAAGGGUUGCGGAACAAACAGGAAGCUGAGAGAGAUCUCCUACUCGGCACUGUUCUCCAUUUUCUACCGACUCCUCUUGUGCACCGCUGGUGUCGAAGUUGCUGACCGAAAAUAAACCGACGUGUUAAUUUUGCUGGAUCUCUCUCCAUACAAGUACAAAUUUGUUCUAUGUAUUCUCAGAAGCUGGUGUUUUGUAUCUGUGUAUCGUACUAAAAUAUCAGAAUUAAGAGUCGCAAUAUUACUUUUA
Messenger RNA from Musa acuminata subsp. malaccensis (wild Malaysian banana), 8054 nucleotides. RefSeq lists its product as uncharacterized. NCBI's taxonomy places the organism in Eukaryota, Viridiplantae, Streptophyta, Magnoliopsida, Zingiberales, Musaceae. The record is from RefSeq and is a predicted model, not a curated record.